AUGGAUAACGAAAUCCCUCUUCCUCCGCCCCCGCGGAUUCGCCAUCGGUCACCGGCCACCGCGUCGGGCAAUGUGGCCGCGUCAAGUUCUCCUUUUCAGAAGCCUCAGCGCCCUUCGCGGUCUCGGUUCGAUGACGUCUCCAGUAUACCGUCGAGUGAUCCAGCUUUCUUUUCCAGCGAUGAUAUCCCCUCCUCGUCUGUGGACAACUAUCAUGGGUCUGGCCAGCCCGAGAAGUCUAAGAAGCGGCGGUACCGCGGAACAUGGUGGGGUGAGAUGGCAGUGGAAGCGAAGAGGAAGAGGGGCGAUUUCAAGGAAAAGCGCAACUGGGACAGUGGUGUUUGGAUGGGGAGUGAUGAGUCUUCUUCCGAAUACUUGCUUUCCUCGGAGGAUGCGUCUUCAUGUGAGGACUAUCCGAAAAAUGCAGGCGACUGGGAUACACGGGGACAGGUGACGACAGCAGUUCCGCAUCCUAAAGUUGCUUGCACAGCCAUUGAUAGGUGUGCUCAGCCAAGCAACGGACCGACUUUCCAGGCUCGUGCCGUUCGGGCAGUGGAGGAGCCAAAGGAGCAUCAGGCCGCUCGAGCUCUGGUAAAUGAAUACCUGGAUAAGGGCCAGGACAGCGUGGACCUCAGCAACGGUAAUCUAAGAACGAUCCCCCCUGGCUUGCUUCGACCGUUGCUGCAUUUGACGAAGCAACCCGCUGUGAAAGCUCCUCCAGUGACUGACGAGGUCUAUACCUCGUUGACACCUUUUCUCCGGCUGUUUUUGUCCGGAAACUCCCUGACAGAUCUCCCGUCGGAGCUGUUCGAGCUUGGGAACCUGAAGGUUCUGAGCUUACGAAACAAUAAGCUUCGGGAAAUCCCAGCGGCCAUACGGAAGUUGACGAAGCUACAGGAGAUUAACGUCUCUGUCAAUCGGCUACAGUAUUUGCCUUGGGAGAUAUUGUGGCUGAUUAAGAAGGGUGACCUGAAACAUUUGAUCGUUCAUCCGAAUCCAUUCCUCCAGUUGGAAGAAGCUCGCGAUGAUAUCGAGGAAUGGCACUAUGGUCCGAAAGCCCCUGGAGAGGUGUUACGAGCGCCCGAGUAUGAGGGACCUGCCCCUGAAGAAGCGUGGGCACCUAUCCAUGUUGCCACCAGUCGUGUUCAACGUCUUGACAGCGAAGGGUUCCCUGUCGCGGAUGGAAAGAGUCGCGGGGGUUUUCAAGGCCAGUCGACUGAAGAAGCGCCAUCCCGCGUGCCGUCUUUGCGUGAACUGGCCCUUUUGGAAUGUAACAGAUUUCCGUAUCUGGACCAAUUCCUCGAUGGGGAUCUGUCUGGAUAUCCUGAACUUGUGACGCGUCUGCUGCGGCAAGCGAGGGAGGUUCGGAACGCGGGUGGCCGAUGCUGUUCGAUCUGCCAUCGCAGUUUUGUGAUCGCCCGUGCUCAGUGGAUCGAAUGGUGGGAUUGCACCACCUAUGAAAGCGGACUCAAGGGUCCACGAGCACCGGGUGCAGAACUUCGGCCGUUACCUUUCCUGCGACGAGGCUGCAGCUGGGCGUGCGUUCCUGGAAGCACCCCGGACACCUUGCAGGGCGGAGAUGGUCAAACUGUCGACGGUAGAUCAUCGUCCUAG
Molecule: messenger RNA, 1611 nt
Organism: Rasamsonia emersonii CBS 393.64
Lineage: Eukaryota; Fungi; Ascomycota; Eurotiomycetes; Eurotiales; Trichocomaceae
Product: Leucine Rich Repeat domain protein
Exons: 2
Coding region: 1-1611 (536 amino acids)
Molecular function (GO): protein binding
Source: RefSeq, a predicted model, not a curated record